This is a messenger RNA of Morus notabilis, 1986 nucleotides long. Its product is annotated as galactan beta-1,4-galactosyltransferase GALS1. The coding region runs from base 326 to 1804 and encodes 492 amino acids. Lineage: Eukaryota; Viridiplantae; Streptophyta; Magnoliopsida; Rosales; Moraceae. The transcript is spliced from 2 exons. The record is from RefSeq and is a predicted model, not a curated record.
CUUAGCGACGCAGAGACACAGCACAGGGUGUCCGUCUCCUACCAGCUCUGACCUCUCCAUUUGACCGUUGUUUCUGGUCUCCUCUUUUCUCCUCCCUUUCUUGCGUACGUAGUUAUGCUUACGGAUGGAUCUCUCUUAUUAUCUUCCUCCCCUUCCUGUUCCUAACUAAGUAUGAUGAAUUUGCUAUACUAGCUGAUUGCAGACAUAUCUUAUUGUCUGUUUGUUGCUUGCUGGAUCUUCUCCUAUUCAUUUCUGGCUCGCCUGCUCUCUGGACUCUGCUCAUAAUUUACUAAAAAAAAACAAAAAAAAAAAGGUUUCCCGAUCGAUGAGGAAGGAGGGCCCACCGUCGUCGUUGAGCUUCUGCGAAACGAAGCCCCUCCUCCUCACAUUGCUGGCUUUGACGCUGGUGAUGCUCAUGUGGAAUCUCCCUCCUUACUACCAGAACCUCCUCUCCACCACCACCAACCUCUCCUGCUCCGCCACCUCCGUUAACGCCUCUACUCCUCCUCUCUCCUCCGCCGCCGCCGCCCAGUCUCAGAAGCUCUCCACCACUACCCCUCCAUCUCAAACUCAAUCUUAUACUAAACCCACCGACCCAAACAAGCGAACAUUCCAGGCCUAUGGCAACGCCGCCGCUCUCUUCGUCCAAAUGGGGGCCUACCGCGGCGGCCCAAACUCCUUCGCCGUAGUGGGCCUCGCCUCCAAGCCCACCCACGUCUACGGCCGCCCCUGGUACAAAUGCGAGUGGAUCUCCUCCGACGGCUCCUCCUCCUUCCGCACUUUAGCCUACAAGAUGCUUCCCGAUUGGGGCUACGGCCGCGUCUACACCGUCGUCGUCGUCAACUGCACUUUCCCAACCAACCCAAACUCCGACAACUCCGGCGGAAAGCUCGUCCUCAAGGCCUACUACGGCGAGUCUCAACGCAAGUUCGAGAAGUUCACCGCCCUCGAGGAAGCCCCCGGAGCUUACAAUGCCUCCAAAUACACUCCUCCCUACGACUACGACUACCUCUACUGUGGGUCCUCUUUGUAUGGAAAUCUCAGCGCCGCCAGGAUCCGGGAGUGGAUGGCGUACCACGCGUGGUUCUUCGGGCCUCGAUCGCACUUCGUCUUCCACGACGCCGGCGGAGUGUCGGCGGAGGUGAGGGCGGCACUUGAUCCGUGGGUUAGAUUGGGGCGGGCCACGGUGCAGGACAUAAGGGACCAGGCGGAGUUUGAUGGGUAUUAUCACAACCAGUUCUUGGUGGUCAAUGAUUGUUUGCACCGUUAUAGGUUUGCUGCGAAUUGGACGUUUUACUUUGAUGUCGAUGAAUACAUUUAUUUGCCGGAUGGGAAUGGUCUUGAAUCUGUUCUGAGCGAGUUGUCGGAUUAUACUCAGUUUACCAUUGAGCAGAAUCCUAUGUCUAGUUCACUCUGUCUCAACGUUUCCACCCACAAUUAUUCCAGGGAAUGGGGGUUCGAGAAACUGUUAUUCAGGGAGUCAAGAACCGGAAUCAGGAGGGACAGGAAAUACGCAAUACAGGCAAAGAAUGCGUAUGCGACGGGGGUGCACAUGUCGGAGAAUGUGAUAGGCAAAACGCAGCACAAUACAGAGACCAAAAUCCGAUACUAUCACUACCACAACUCAAUUUCGGUGAUGGGAGAGCCGUGCAGGGAGUGGCUGGCAUUGACGGCCAAGGACAACGUGACCUGGCACAAUAAGCUGCCUUAUGUGUAUGACGACAACAUGAAGAAGUUGGCCAAAACCAUCAAGCAAUUCGAGCGCGAUUCCAUUGGGACUCUGCUAGAUCCGCGCUUCUCCUGAUCACACACAAAUAUAUAUAUGAUCCUAAUACUGUGAGUGGUUGCGGCAAUGGCAAAAUCAAAUGAAAAUGGGGGUGAUUGCGUGAUUUGUAUUUUGUGCAUAUAUAUGCUCACGCCUUGCCCCUAAGGCCUAAUCCUAUUAUGUGUCUUCCUGGUGUCGUAAAUGGUAAUGAUUCUUUUUUA